AUGCAUAGUAGCACUCCAUCAUCAAAUGGAAGUGGAAUGUAUGUCAUUGGCUUUGAGAAGGCCCUGAAAGCACAAGCGAGUUACGUGAAUGAUUGGCCCAAAUGCACAUGGUCCCUAGACCCCUACACUGCCUUCACUCUCCUGGCAGGCAGCUAUGAACUCAUGGAGAGUUCCCUACGAGCAGUUAACAGAGGAAGAGAAAACGGCUUUGGUGUGUCGGUCCACGGUUCUAAAGACAGCAACAGGAUAUACAAGGGGAUCCAUGUGAACAACGUCCGGCCAAGCAGUACCACACCCUUCCGACUACAGUCACUGCUUCAGAGAUGGCCAUUUGAUCCAUUCCGCAUCAAGAGAUGCAACGAACCUUCUGCAGGGCCUCUGGGGAAGAAAGCACGUGCUCCUUGUGCACAGGGACUAGAGCCCAGAGCUGCCAAGAACUCUCAUGCAGAGUCCGAGACUGAACGCAGUGGACCACCCCUCGCUCGCUCGCACGCACGCACGUUCAUUCUCCGUCCUCGCGCCCCUUUUCCUACACUUUCCUCUUCUCCCCGACCGGAGGAGCCGCUCUUUCCGCGCAGUGCAUUCUGGGGACCCAGGUCGAGCCCGCCGUCGCCUGAGGGAAGCGAGAAGAGGCCGCGACCGGGAAGAAAACGCCAAGUCGCCACCGGAGAAGAGCCGACUGCCCAGCAGCUGCUGCCGGAGAGGCCCGCCCACCCGCUCGCCCGUCCCCCUGCCCCGUUCACGAUGCAGCCUGCUUCUGCAAAGUGGGACGAUCGAAGGGACUACGUCUUCAUUGAAUUUUGUGUUGAAGACAGUAAAGAUGUUAAUGUAAAUUUUGAAAAAUACAAACUUACGUUCAGUUGUCUUGGAGGAAGUGAUAAUUUUAAACAUUUAAAUGAAAUUGAUCUUUUUCACUGUAUUGAUCCAAAUGAUUCCAAGCAUAAAAGAACGGACAGAUCAAUUUUAUGUUGUUUACGAAAAGGCGAGUCUGGCCAGUCAUGGCCACGGUUAACAAAAGAAAGGGCAAAGCUUAAUUGGCUUAGUGUGGACUUCAAUAAUUGGAAAGACUGGGAAGAUGAUUCAGAUGAAGACAUGUCUAAUUUUGAUCGUUUCUCUGAGAUGAUGAACAACAUGGGUGGUGAUGAGGAUGUAGAUUUACCAGAAGUAGAUGGAGCAGAUGAUGAUUCACAAGACAGUGAUGAUGAAAAAAUGCCAGAUCUGGAGUAAAGAAUGUUGUCAUCACCGGAUUUUGAGAAAAGAAAAGUAACUUCUCUGCAAGAUUUCAUAAUUGAGAGAAUUCCUGAGUCGAUAGCUCUAAAGGCAGAUGCUGUAUUUGCCUCCUUUAACCCAUUUUUCAACCUGUUUGUUUUUUUAAAGGCUUCACUAAGGGUUGAUACGUACCAUUGUAUGGGGCAGUUUUAAGUCAGCUAAGGCAAUAACCUUAUGCAUGAACUUUUCCCAAACUUCCAUGAUGCUGUUGAGGUCCUAGGCAAUUGACACAGCAGUUGUGAUAAAUAAAAACAUUUCACCUCAGUCUCCUUUACUUCAUAACAUAGAUACUGACAUGAUAGGAAGCUCUUGGCUUAGAAGAAAGAUAACUAAAUUUUAGAUUUUAGAAAAUGGACUCAAAAGUGGCUGAUGAAACAAAUUGGUUGAUACCUUAAUCUUGGUAACUUGUUCUCUGGUAUAUCCUCCAGGAUUAUUCCACUAAAGUUUUUAUUUUUCAAAGAAUUUACUUCACAUUAUUGUAAGUAAUCAGUUGUCAGUGUUCCAGAUGUAUCUUAGCUAAAACUAGUGAAUGCCCUAACUUAGAUGGUUUUGAAGCCUGUACAUUUGGUAUUGUUUGACCCUUAAACUUUUACAUCUCUUAGCAUGGAGGACGAAGAAAGGCUGUACAUUGUUGCUUGAGAGUCCGUACAUUUAGACCAAAUUGUAUUUACACUGUCAGUAUGGCAAAUGAGUG
Lutra lutra (Eurasian river otter) is the source of this 1963-nucleotide messenger RNA. RefSeq lists its product as uncharacterized. The record is from RefSeq and is a predicted model, not a curated record. Gene Ontology annotation, cellular component: nucleus; cytosol. Gene Ontology annotation, molecular function: protein-folding chaperone binding; Hsp90 protein binding; prostaglandin-E synthase activity. NCBI's taxonomy places the organism in Eukaryota, Metazoa, Chordata, Mammalia, Carnivora, Mustelidae. The transcript is spliced from 3 exons. The coding region runs from base 1 to 1227 and encodes 408 amino acids. Gene Ontology annotation, biological process: prostaglandin biosynthetic process; chaperone-mediated protein complex assembly; telomere maintenance via telomerase.